Molecule: messenger RNA, 2437 nt
Organism: Dreissena polymorpha
Lineage: Eukaryota; Metazoa; Mollusca; Bivalvia; Myida; Dreissenidae
Product: fibroin heavy chain-like
Exons: 12
Coding region: 102-2234 (710 amino acids)
Source: RefSeq, a predicted model, not a curated record
CUACAACAUUAUGUACGUUGCAAGACGGUGAGUAUAAAAGGACCGGACGACUGGUCUAUCUUCGCAAUCGCCAGCUUCCCUAUUCAGCGAGACAAUCCAAGAUGAACAUUUUCCUUUUAACAACACUUUUCGUCGGCACCGCCAUUGCCGUCGGUAAAGGCGGAUAUGGCGGUUAUGGUGGUGGCGGCGGCGGUGGAUGGGGAGGUGCUGGUGGAAGUGCCGGCGGUGGUUGGAGCACUGAUAACAGCAAUGGAGAAAGUGGCGGAUGGGGCGGCCAAGGCGGAUGGAGUGGUCAAGGUGGAUGGAGCGGCCAAGGUGGAUCGGGCGGCCAAGGCGGAUGGAGUGGCCAAGGUGGAUGGAGUGGCCAAGGCGGAUCGGGCGGCCAAGGUGGAUGGAGCGGCUCGGGAUCAGGUUCCGGCAGCGGCUGGGGAUCUGGUUCAGGAAGCGGCUGGGGAUCAGGUUCCGGUAGCGGCUGGGGAUCUGGUUCCGGUAGCGGAUGGGGAUCUGGUUCCGGAUGGGGAUCUGGCGGCGGCAGUGGGGGCGGUAGCACUGGCGGUUCAGGGGGAAUCAAAAUUCUAAUUGCUGGUGGAGCCGGAGGUUCAGGUUCAGGUUCCGGUAGUGGAUGGGGAUCUGGUUCCGGUAGCGGAUGGGGAUCAGGUUCCGGUAGCGGCUGGGGAUCUGGUUCCGGUAGCGGCUGGGGAUCUGGUUCCGGUAGCAGCUGGGGAUCUGGUUCCGGUAGCGGCUGGGGAUCUGGUUCCGGUAGCGGCUGGGGAUCUGGUUCCGGUAGCGGCUGGGGAUCUGGUUCCGGUAGCGGCUGGGGAUCUGGUUCCGGUAGCGGCUGGGGAUCUGGUUCCGGUAGCGGCUGGGGAUCUGGUUCCGGUAGCGGCUGGGGAUCUGGUUCCGGUAGCGGCUGGGGAUCUGGUUCCAGUAGCGGCUGGGGAUCUGGUUCCGGUAGUGGAUGGGGAUCUGGUUCCGGUAGCGGCUGGGGAUCUGGUUCCGGUAGCGGCUGGGGAUCUGGUUCCGGUAGCGGCUGGGGAUCUGGUUCCGGUAGCGGCUGGGGAUCUGGUUCCGGUAGCGGCUGGGGAUCUGGUUCCGGUAGCGGCUGGGGAUCUGGUUCCGGUAGUGGCUGGGGAUCUGGUUCCGGUAGCGGCUGGGGAUCUGGUUCCGGUAGCGGCUGGGGAUCUGGUUCUGGAAGCGGCUGGGGAUCUGGUUCCGGUAGUGGCUGGGGAUCUGGUUCCGGUAGCGGCUGGGGAUCUGGUUCCGGUAGCGGAGGGGGCGGUAGCACUGGCGGUUCGGGAAUCAAAAUUCUAAUUGCUGGAGGAGCCGGAGGUUCAGGUUCAGGUUCCGGUAGCGGAUGGGGAUCUGGUUCCGGUAGCGGAUGGGGAUCUGGUUCCGGUAGCGGAUGGGGAUCUGGUUCCGGUAGCGGAUGGGGAUCUGGUUCCGGUAGCGGAUGGGGAUCUGGUUCCGGUAGCGGAUGGGGAUCUGGUUCCGGCACUGGUGGCGCAGGAUCCUGGAGUGGUCAAGGUGGAUGGGGAGGUCAGACUGGAUCUAGCGGAAGUGGCUCAUGGGGUGGCCAAGGAGGUGUAACUGGAGGCUCGACAGGCGGAUGGGGAACUGAUGGUGGGGUUGGGGGCUGGGAAAGCAGCACUGGCGGUGGCAGUUGGGGUGGAAACGCCGUAGUUUCAGCGGGCGUCAAAAUCGUGAUUACUGGAGUUCCAUCCGGAGGUCAAAGCGGACCUGCCGCUGGCGGUCCAUCUGGAGGAGCAUCCUUCUUUGGAUCUGGUUCAAGUAGCGGUUUCUUCAGCGGAUCAACAGGCGGUGUGGCUCCUUCCGGUCCAAUCAGUGGCCCAGUUUCCGGAGGCCCAUCGGGAGGCGGAGUUUUCUCAGGAUCAGCUUCAAGCGGCGGAUUCUUUAGCGGCGGUUUCGGUCCUUCAGGUCCAGGUUCUUUUGUAGGCGGUCCCUCUGCCGGUGGAUCUACAGGCGGUCUUGCUCCUUUCGGUCCAAUCGGCGGUCCAGUUUCCGGAGGUUCAUCAGGAGGAGGAUUUUUCUCAGGAUCAGCUUCAGGCGGCGGAUUCUUUAGCGGCGGUUGCGGUACUUCCGGUCAGGGUCCUUUUACAGGCGGUCCCUCUGCCGGUGGAUCCGCUGGUUUUGGAGGAGCGUUUGGCGGCGGCUUAAGCAUUUCAGGCGGCGGUUCUUGCGGAGCUGGACGCGGAGGAGUCGGUAAAAAAUACUAGACUGUUCAGAUAGACGCAAGUUGUUCACGAAAUAUCAACGAGAAUUAACUGCCGAUGUCUACUUGGACCAACUCUCACUACCCGACCACGACGACGAAUUGUUCAACCGACGAGAUUUUCUGCCCUUUGUAGCUUAUUGCUUUUUAUUGCCAUUGCUUUUGAAUUGUUUUCCCUUAUACCCACUUUGAUGCAUAUAUAUAUUC